Messenger RNA from Hemibagrus wyckioides, 2354 nucleotides. It is a transcript of the gene bmi1b, whose product is annotated as bmi1 polycomb ring finger oncogene 1b. Bases 470 to 1459 code for a protein of 329 amino acids. The transcript has 10 exons. Lineage: Eukaryota; Metazoa; Chordata; Actinopteri; Siluriformes; Bagridae. The record is from RefSeq and is a predicted model, not a curated record. Gene Ontology annotation, molecular function: promoter-specific chromatin binding. Gene Ontology annotation, biological process: negative regulation of transcription by RNA polymerase II. Gene Ontology annotation, cellular component: PRC1 complex.
AACUAAAGCCAUUUUGGGGACGGUGGUGUCAGUUUCCCGAAGCAGCACCUUCCUUAACCAGCGCUGAACGGGAACAGAAUAGCGAUCUUUACCGGGAUUUUACCAUUAACCUUUUUUCGCUGUUGUUUUUGUUGUUGUUAUUGUUCUGAGAUCUGUAUGUGGAUUCCGCACCGCUUGUGGAUCGGAUCGGAUCGGUGUGCGGGGAUUUGUGGUGUAAUUGUUUCUCUUUUUUUUUUUUGUCUGCGCGUGUGAAAAGGCGUUCUCUCACCGAGGCUGCGAUGAGCGCUUCGGCUUUGCUACGUUAGAACCGCUGCAACUGACAGGCAGUGUGCACUUCACUCCAAGAUGGCCGCUUGGUGCUUAACGCUGGUUUUUUGCUGAUCCGCUCUCAAGUUUCGUCGUGUGCUUUAUAAAAAAAAAAGCUGGUGAACGAGCGACUCUCGCGAAGCAGAGCAGGUAAGCGAGCCUCAUGACGAUGCACCGAACCACGCGUAUAAAGAUCACGGAGCUGAACCCGCAUCUGAUGUGCGUGUUAUGCGGCGGUUACUUUAUCGACGCGACCACCAUUGUUGAGUGUCUUCAUUCGUUCUGUAAAAUGUGCAUCGUGCGGUAUUUAGAGACCAGUAAAUACUGUCCCAUAUGUGACGUACAAGUCCACAAAACCAAACCACUGCUCAAUAUCAGGUCGGAUAAAACCCUUCAGGACAUUGUGUACAAGCUGGUGCCUGGUCUGUUCAAAAAUGAAAUGAAACGAAGACGAGAUUUUUAUGCAGCGCAUCCAUCUGUUGAAGCAACUAAAGGAUCGAAUGAGGAUCGGGGAGAAGUAGCUGACGAGGACAAGAGAAUCAUUGCUGAUGAUGAGCUCAUUAGUCUGUCGAUUGAGUUUUUUGAUCAGAACAGAUUUGGAAGUGGUGAUGGAGAACAUAAAGAACCCAUAAAAGAGACGACUGUAAAGCGAUAUCUGCAAUGCCCGGCUGCUAUGACUGUGAUGCAUCUCAGAAAAUUUCUCCGAAGUAAGAUGGAUAUUCCGUGUAACUUCCAGAUUGAGGUCAUGUAUGAAGACGAGCCUCUGAAGGAUUAUUACACAUUAAUGGACAUUGCCUAUAUCUACACCUGGAGGCGGAACGGCCCGCUGCCUCUGAAGUACAGGGUUCGUCCCGGUUGUAAGAAGUUGAAGCUGAGCAGCGCUCCGAGCUGUGAGACGGCAGGUCGGAAACCCGAAACUGAGAGCGACUCGGGAAGUGAAAAGCUCAGCAGCCCAGUCCAUCACACUCCUACACCUUCCACAUCCUCGUCUCUCAUUCAGAGUCAGAGUGCUCCGGUCAAAUCCUCACACUCAAGCUUCUCGCAUCUCUCACCUGUCAACGGAGUGUCCAACAAAUCAGGCCCUAAUGGUCAAGUCUCAUUCAGCAGCAAAGCCAGCAAGGGCUCGGUCAAUGGCUCCAACUCUCUGGGGUGACGAAAGGACUAAUGGACACAAAAAUCUGUGGAAGAGAAGAGCCGCAAACUCGGACGCUUUAAAGUUUGUAUAGGAACUUCAGCGAGCGAGCGUUGGAUUUCGUACGUAGAAAAGCUACGACCGCUAACUCGGUCCCUUACGAGUCAGCACAUGCAACUUUUUAUGACUUUUUGCAAUUGGGAGCUGUUUUUCGAAAGGUUUCAUUACCGAACCACCGUUUUCCGUUUGUAUUAUGUAUGUUUAAGUAUGUAUGACUUCUUAUGUUUCUGUUUAAUUACUAAACUUUCAUCGGUUGAAUAAAAAUCAUGAAGUAUAUUUUGUGCAUGAAGAACCCAGGGUGAAUGCCGGGAAUCUUCUGUUGUAUAAACUCCAAAUCAUUCAUGUAGGUUAGGGCAAUCGGUGUGUAGGAGAUGAUUUUCUUUUCUUUCAACAGGAAGCAGUGUUAAAGGACGAUUAAAAAUGAAAGGUUUUUCUCAUAUUUUACUGAAACGUUAAGCUACGUCUACUUUUCAUAUAUCUGGGGGGGGGGAGGGGGGGAUGAAGGAUCAACUAGGAACUUUUGGAUGUUCUUGUUGAAAUGAAUCCAAAUUAGAGUUCCUUAGGAAGCUUCCUCAAAUGGUUCAGUUUAACCGGCUUCAGUAACCACGAUGAAGUAUGACCUUCGGACAGGUGGCUUCCUUUCUUCUCACAUCAGUGGACGUUAGAAAUGACCAGAUUAGAUUGAUUUCUCAUGCCUUAGCACAUUUCAGUGUAUUUUUUUGGCCCAAGAGGACACGUCAGUUUAUGUCUUUUGUGCUCCAGAACUGUCUUGACAAUUAUUUUUGGCCGACACUUUCAGGCCUGUGUAUUGUUUUCUGCUGUACAAUAUAAAACCUGUAUCUGAAUUAAACAUUUU